CCGCUUUUGGCUCGUAUUCACGCUCUUCCGCUCAUUUCCAAGCCAGGUGCUUGACGACAAACCUUCAGCGCGCGCGAGAGAGAGAGAGAGAGAGGGAGCGAGAGAGCGAGAAAGAGAGAGAGGAAGUGUGUCGCAGCAACAAAAAGAAAAUAACACUUUUUUACGACUCCUGCAAACUGACUGCGGAACAUUGCUUUCACCUUUGUGGAUUUCUUUACAUCUUACAUGUGUUUUUUGCUCCGCCUGUGUUUCCUGCCGCAGUUCUGAACGAGAGUUGUAACCGGACUUGAACGCGUCGGUGUGUUUUUAACUCUGGGAAAAGCAAAAGCCAGUUCGCUGGAUUUUUUGUUUUUUUUAUUUGAUUCUAUUUCAUUUUCGCCGUUUGCCCCCCCACCCCCCACCCCUCUACCCCCAGACUCAGAACAUCCCCAGACGUGGCAUGACUGGUAGAUCUGGCAUCUGGACAGGUGAAUAGUUUCCCCUUCCUCCCGAUAACAACUUUUUUCCCCCCUCGUCGUUAACAUUGGGGAUAAAAAAAGUACACUUUUAUUUUUAUUUUAUUUAAAAAACAACAACCAAGAUGUCAAAACCUGCCGAUCACAUCAAGAGACCCAUGAACGCGUUCAUGGUGUGGUCCCGGGGCCAGCGGAGGAAAAUGGCUCAGGAGAAUCCUAAAAUGCACAACUCGGAGAUCAGCAAGAGACUGGGCGCCGAGUGGAAGCUGCUCUCCGAGUCCGAGAAGAGACCGUACAUCGAUGAGGCCAAGCGGCUGCGGGCUCAGCACAUGAAGGAGCACCCCGACUACAAGUACAGACCCCGACGCAAGCCCAAGAACCUGCUGAAGAAGGACAGGUACGUCUUCCCUCUGCCUUACCUCGGGGACAGCGACCACCUGAAGGGACUCUCUAUCUCGGCCGCAGACUCCCUUUUGAGCCACUCGGAGAAAGCCCGAGCGUUCCUGCCGCCCACGAGCUCCCCGUAUUCCUUCCUCGACCCGAGCCAGUUCACCUCCAGCGCCCUCCAGAAGAUGACGGAGAUGCCGCACGGGUUGAGCGCCGGCGCUUUGCCGUACGCGUCCUCUUUGGGAUACCAGAACGGGGCGUUCGGCCUCGGGUGCCCGAGUCAGCACACCCACACCCACCCGUCGCCCACGAACCCGGGCUACGUUGUCCCGUGCAACUGCACGGCCUGGUCAGCGUCGAGUUUACAGCCCCCGGUGGCCUACAUACUUUUUCCAGGUAUGACCAAGGCUGGGAUAGACCCAUAUUCAUCCGCACAUGCCGCUGCCAUGUAACCCUCAAGACUUUUUUUUGUUUUUUAAUUCACUUGAAUACUGAAAUGCAUGUAAAUAUAUUAUGGACAGCGCGCCCCAUUAAAAAAAGAGGCAUGGACAGUAUUAAUUGCCUUGGACAUGUUAUGGCGAAAAAAGGAGGAAAAAAACUAACUUUUCCAGAAAUUCAACAAGUUCCUGACCUGAGCAAAGGAGCUGGGAUUUGGUGUAAAGGACGGUGCCCUGUGAACUGUAAGAAAUGUAAAUGUUAUAACGUUUAUGGCAACCAGAAAAAAGGAGGCCUUUAACUUUAUUUAUUGUGUACAUUUCAAUGCCGAUAUGCUGGUUUGUGUUGAUUUUUUGAUAUAGGGUACUCUUUUAUUUUGAAAAAAAAAUUGGCUUGCACAAUUAGCGUUCUUAUUUCCUGUAUAGGCCUAAAUAGUCUACAUUUUGGCACUCUUAAUGUUAGGUGGUCAAAAUCAGGACCUAUAGGCUGGAUUACAUACGGGUCAUAUUGUUUAUAUUUAUCGAAAACCUGGCACAUGAAACUAGACGGUCUAUUUAAGAUGACACACAAAAAAAGAAGAAAUAAUCAUUUACAUCCAAAUGUUUUAUUUUGUUUGUUUUUUACCUGUGGUUCAGUGCUAAUAUAGUCACACGCGUCAUUUUUGUUUUGUUUAGUUUUUUUUUAAGAAAAACUUCUAUUUGAAUUCAAGGAGUUACAUGUGUAUUACCAUCUAAGAUGGUGAUUUUUAAAAAGCUGUCAUGUUAUGGAAAGGAUAAUGUAUCUAGAAGGUUCCUGCUCUUUGUUCAACUGCUGAGCAAAGGCAUUUCGAAUAAAGACAAUCUGUCUUCAACGCUAUCAAUUUCCUGUAUUUGUAGGUUAUUGGGCACUUGAGAUGAGAGCGAUAGCGCAACGCUGCGUGUGUUUGCGGGCGCUGCGGGGGGAGUUCAACAUGGCAGAGUGAGGCGUAUUUUAAAUCGAGAAAAUACCAAAAAAUAACAAUAAUGUAAUUUAAUAAAUGCUGGCAACGGAAACGACAAUUCACAAAAAACAAAUGUCUUCUUUUAAAAUA
Molecule: messenger RNA, 2346 nt
Organism: Anarrhichthys ocellatus (wolf-eel)
Lineage: Eukaryota; Metazoa; Chordata; Actinopteri; Perciformes; Anarhichadidae
Gene: sox14
Product: SRY-box transcription factor 14
Exons: 1
Coding region: 581-1294 (237 amino acids)
Biological process (GO): neuron differentiation; positive regulation of transcription by RNA polymerase II; brain development
Cellular component (GO): nucleus
Molecular function (GO): RNA polymerase II cis-regulatory region sequence-specific DNA binding; DNA-binding transcription activator activity, RNA polymerase II-specific
Source: RefSeq, a predicted model, not a curated record